AUGAAUAAUCAUGACAAAUUAUCAUGUGUUAUCACGGGUAAUAAAAUACGUAAUUAUAACUGGGCGUGGGUGAGUGACAUUCGAAAAAAACCAUCAAAACUAUCAAAGAGAAAAAUGUCAAGCUACAAGAAUUUCAUAGUAAUUGUACUCAUCGCUGUCGUAUUCAUAGCAGUAGAAGCGAUGAAUCAAUCCAAUACAAGUGCAGAAAGUAAAAUGAAUGUGGGCAAUGAUGCAUCACUUGUUCGUCGUGUCUAUUACUGCGAUGGUACGGAUCAAAAAAAUCAAGCCAAAUGCAGAACUUGGUGUCGGAUACAUGACUUUGCUUCAGGUGCUUGUAUUCCUUAUCACAGCAAAAUACGAUGUUUUUGCAGAAAUUAA
Adineta ricciae is the source of this 378-nucleotide messenger RNA. Lineage: Eukaryota; Metazoa; Rotifera; Eurotatoria; Adinetida; Adinetidae. The record is from the annotation of a GenBank genome assembly.